Molecule: messenger RNA, 228 nt
Organism: Batrachochytrium dendrobatidis JAM81
Lineage: Eukaryota; Fungi; Chytridiomycota; Chytridiomycetes; Rhizophydiales
Exons: 1
Biological process (GO): positive regulation of transcription by RNA polymerase II
Cellular component (GO): nucleus
Source: RefSeq, a predicted model, not a curated record
UCGAGCGACCUACUGUAUCGACAUAUCUGCGACGACCAUAUUGGACGCAAAACGACAGGCAAUCUUUGUCUUGAUUGUCAUUGGGAUCGAUGCACAGUGUUUCGAUCUAAACGGGACCAUUUAACAUCGCAUAUCCGGGUGCAUCUUAAACUGCGUCCGCAUGCAUGCACAAUAUGUGGACGUACGUUUAAACGAAUGCAGGAUCUUAAUAAACAUUCGCGAAUCCAU